Molecule: messenger RNA, 1190 nt
Organism: Merops nubicus (carmine bee-eater)
Lineage: Eukaryota; Metazoa; Chordata; Aves; Coraciiformes; Meropidae
Gene: GNB1L
Product: guanine nucleotide binding protein (G protein), beta polypeptide 1-like
Exons: 6
Coding region: 1-987 (328 amino acids)
Molecular function (GO): protein binding
Source: RefSeq, a predicted model, not a curated record
AUGGCUCUGCCACCCCCAGACCCGCAGUUUGUUCUCAGAGGUGCCGGGGCUGCAGUCCACACGCUGCAUUUUUCCUGCCGAGGCGAAGGGUCUGAUGUCCCCCUUCUUUUCUCUGGGUCUGAGAAUGGGCUUAUCCAUGUCUGGAACCUGCAAACACACAGAGUGGACACAGCACUGGAUGGCCAUGAAGAACAAUCUGUCUACUGUGUGGAGACAAUGGGUAGUAAAGACAGACUCCUCAGCCAGGGUCGUGACCAGAGAAUCUGCUUGUGGGAUUUAGCAGAGGGACGGACCUCAGUGACGGAUUCUGUCUUCACGGAGAAUGUGGGAUUCUGCAGAUGCUCUCUGUUAGAGGUGGCACAAGGACGCUGGCUAAUGGCCAUGGCAGCCAAAGCCCUGGAGGAGGUUCAGGUUUUGGAGCUGCCAUCCAAGACGUCAGUCUGUACCUUGAAGCCAGAGGUGGGUGCCAAGCUGGGCAUGCCCAUGUGUCUGAAGUUAUGGCAGCUCAACUGUGAUUCACAACCUUUGCUUCUGGCUGGCUAUGAAGAUGGAUCAGUGGUCCUUUGGAAUUUGACAAUGGGAAAAGCAUUGAGCCAACUUGUUUGCCACCAGGAGCCAGUGAUGAGCCUUGACUUUGACUCGGAGAAGGCCAAGGGGAUCUCAGGCUCAUCUGAAAAGGUGCUUAGCAUCUGGAGCCUCAAUGAGCAACAGAACCUACAGGUUUGCAAAACACACAAACUUGUCAACGCUGGCAUAUCCGAUAUCACCAUCCGUCAAGACAAGAAGAUUUUAGCAACAGCAGGGUGGGAUCACCGCAUCAGGAUCUUUGGCUGGAAGAAACUGAAGCCCUUGGCAGUGUUGGACUACCACACAUCAAGUGUCCAUUGUGUGUCCUUCUCAGAUCACAAAAACCCCCAUGAGAGACUGCUGGCAGCUGGCUCAAAAGACCACCGCAUCAGUAUCUGGUCAAUAUAUACUCAGACAUGACAUGUUCUUCACCGUCAUGGACUAGGAAAACAGGAUAGGUGAAGCAAUUCUUUACACUGUAAUUCAAACCUGGAUGUGGGGAAGUAGUAGAAUGUAUUUCCAAGCUGAAGCGAGAGUCUGAGGUUAAUUCUUAUGCUGCCUGUUUGAACUGCAAGUUUUGUUUUCCAUAGAAGUGGAUUUUUAAAAUUUAUAUCAAGCAGAGC